UCGGCAAGCGUAGCUCAUACACCUACGAUCCACCUUUAUCGCUACCGUUUGGUCUGCUCUCGGACUAACCGAGUCUACUCGUCGACCUUCCGCCGGCAGGAGGCCUCCGUUGCUCCUUUCCAGCCACCCGAGAACGUACCCUCCCUGACAGAGGAAACGCUUGGCACCACCACCUUGGGCUUCGUCGAUCGCGUUUAGAUCGAACGCAGAACUCGACUGCAGUUCGCGCCCGACUGGUGCAACGUGCAAGAACGCUCGCCACGUGACAACACCUGCUCCACGGUUAGGAUUCCACCGGCCACACCAUGAGAAUCAAAAUUCUGCUGGCCUUCGUUGUAGUUGUCCUGGCGGUGACCUCAGCCCAGGACUAUAGUCAACUCUUCGCAGGAUUCGGCCCUUAUCUCAGGCAAUCCGCCGGGAUGCGGGAUCCACGAUCGAACAGGGGUCCAGUGUUGUUCCCGCCCGGUCCGCCGCCGAACAGCGCCGACACGAGCGGAGUGGUAGCAGGCGCGAGCGGAUACGGCUUCGUGCCACCCAACCCAGCCUUUUACAGGUACUUCUAUUAUUAACGGAUAACUGGCAUCGCAAGGGAAUCGAUGACAAAGGUGGAGGACCGAGCGUCAUCGAUGGGAAGCAGUACAGAUCCAAAGAGUCCCCAGAAAGCUAUCGAGGAUCCUCGAAUGGAGCAAUUCAGGGGAAAAGAAUUCUGUGCUCGCAUACAGUGUGUGGCUCAAGAAUUUUUAGCGUGUGAGUGCUAGAACGUGUUUCUAAUGGUACUCGAGGACGCUUUUAACAGUAUUUAUGUAUACAGAGAUGCAAAGCUAAUAUAUAUACCUAAUAUAUUUCUGUAAUUGUAGCCAUUAAGUACGAAGCGGUUCACGAAAGCGUUGGUACAGUAUAAUUUCGAUUUUUAUCUCUUCUCUCUACAAUCCGUCAAUUAAUUCGGGUCGUUAGAAGUUGUUGAAUUUUCCUCCAGACACUCGUUGUUUACGAAACGAUGUCGAUCCAAACCAGUUUGCCACGAUCGAUUAAAAAGGUCCGUCGUUCAGUGUUUGCUACUCAACGUUGAUGAAAUAGCGUUUUAUCGAAACGAACAGGCCAGCGAAGCCUAACGUCGAUCGUCGAUCCCCAAAAGUGAAUAUAAAAUCUUGUAAAUACGUGUUGCAUUAUCGCGAUACGGGAUCGUCGAUCAUGGAACGCCGUAUCGCGAUGAAAGAUACUUUUCCUCGACGGUCGGUUGAUUUUCCGUAAUUCGAUCACGAUUUGCAUUGACACGCAUGCCUGCCUCGGCCGUUUAGAUCUCGGUCGAGCUCGUGCCCAACCGUUUUAAUUACGGCUGUACUUGAAAAUUACACAUGCGAGCGUCGAAUGCUUCGCCGGAAGGAACAUUUGUUCUUCGAUAUUUUGAUAAACUUUGGUCAGUUAUCGACGUCUUGCAGAUAAAUUCGUAAAUUUAUUUAGCGAAGACACACGUUACAGAAGAAAUAUUAAACGUAACGUCUAGUCAUGUUUUCUGACGAUUUUACUUUUCUCUGGGACAAUAUAGGAAUGGAAAUCCGUGAUACAAUAGAAGCAAAACAGUAAGAAGCAAUUACAAUAAGAAACACGGUCAGGCCAAUAAAUCGGCGGGAGAUCGAUGCAGCCGCGAUCGGCUCACAUUUUCAGCGACGCUUGCGAAAGUUCUCGACGUUAAUGCGGCUUCGACGGCCGCUCUCGAUUCGUUCGAGGCGAAACUAUGCCUAGCAAUACAACGGACGUCCAUCGUGACUAUGCUCGUGAAGUAAUUGCCUCCGAUUAUCGAAGACGCUGAGCGGCGAUCUCGUUAGCGUAAUUACGAACGACGCGCGGAUUAUCCGGGCGCAACGAUCCACGGGGAAAUUAAUUCCGCGGCGAAAUCAUGAUCGCGGCGAAGUCUGCUUGAUAAUUGAUACGACGGGUGUAUCGGAAACACCGGAAUCCGACACGAGGGGGAGGGUUAGGCAUUAUCGGGCAUAAUGAUCGUUAGCGAGUCAUUGGCAACCGAGCGCGUCGAUAUUUCUAAUCUAGAGUCUGCGUUUCGAUGCUCGGUUGAUUAACAGAGGAUCUUUCGCCUUUAAUUCUGCGGUUCUCGACUGGCUCAAAUAGAAAAUUAAAUAUAUUAAAUACAGGUUGUAAUAAUAACAUUGAUAGAAAUUAUACGAUUUAUUU
Messenger RNA from Colletes gigas, 2187 nucleotides. RefSeq lists its product as uncharacterized. Bases 306 to 569 code for a protein of 87 amino acids. NCBI's taxonomy places the organism in Eukaryota, Metazoa, Arthropoda, Insecta, Hymenoptera, Colletidae. The record is from RefSeq and is a predicted model, not a curated record. The transcript has 4 exons.